Messenger RNA from Podarcis raffonei (Aeolian wall lizard), 2333 nucleotides. RefSeq names its product La ribonucleoprotein 6, translational regulator (gene LARP6). The record is from RefSeq and is a predicted model, not a curated record. The transcript is spliced from 3 exons. The coding region runs from base 741 to 1874 and encodes 377 amino acids. Gene Ontology annotation, cellular component: nucleus. Lineage: Eukaryota; Metazoa; Chordata; Lepidosauria; Squamata; Lacertidae. Gene Ontology annotation, biological process: RNA processing. Gene Ontology annotation, molecular function: mRNA binding.
CUGCCCAGUGUGGCUGAUGGAGCCUCCCUUUUGAAAUGGCAGGAAUGCAUCUGCUAUUGAAUCCAUGUGUGUAUGUGAGCAGUGCAGCAGGUGGAGAAGGAGAACCCCCAAUGCCUCCACAGAGCCUAGCAAUCUGCAUUUGAAAUAUCCAGUGGGGGGUGGUAAGGGAAGAGGAGGGGUGCAAAAUUAUGGAGACGGCGAAAUCCAAAAAAGAAAUGAUCAAGGAGCCAGAAAAACAACCACAUUAGAUUGUGACUCAUCUGCCUGUGAGUCAUCAGACAAUCCAAACACAGGCACACGUCAAGGCUAAUCCUAUGUUCUUUGCCUCUCCAAAGCUGCUGAGGCACAAGAGUAUAUUGCACUCUUCAGUGUGAUAUAUUCGAAAAACACAAUCUAUGUUUUAAAAUUGGGAUGGGGGAGAGCAGUAUUCAGCAUCUUUGCUCUCUUUUUUUCCAGACCAAGUGACACUUGUAAGACAACAGCACUUGAUGAAUCACAUCUCUGGUGGGCCAUCCAUUUAUCAAGACCUGGCAUAAUUCCAUCACUUAACAAAGUAGCUUUUACUGCCCUUGGGGACUAGAGAGAGUGGUGGUGAGAAUGACGGGGAUGACUUUGGCCACAACUGGAAACCUCCGGAGCAGGAGCUGAUCGUGAAGCUAGUGGCCCAGAUUGAGUAUUACUUCUCAGAUGAAAACCUUGAAAAAGAUGCCUUUCUCCUGAAGCAUGUUCGGAGGAACAAGAUGGGAUACGUCAGUGUCAAGCUCCUGACAUCUUUCAAAAAGGUAAAACACUUGACCCGUGACUGGAGAACCACAUCUUAUGCCCUGAAAUAUUCUGAUGUUUUGGAGCUGAAUGAAGACAACAGGAAGGUCCGUCGUAACACUCCUGUUCCCGUCUUCCCUAGCGAGAAUCUCCCAAGCAAGAUGCUGCUUGUCUAUGACAUCUGCUUGGUUUCUGAUCUCCAUCCUCCAGAUAGAGGACAAGAGAAUGGAUGUGUUCAAGAGAAGAUAAUGGAGCAUCUCCUCAAAGCCUUUGUCAGGUUUGGUGUCAUUUCGUCGGUUCGCAUCCUCAAGCCUGGUCGGGAUCUUCCACCAGAUAUCAAGAGAUUCAGCAGCCGAUACAGCCAAGUGGGAACCAAAGAAUGUGCGAUCAUCGAGUUUGAAGAGGUAGAUGCUGCUAUCAAAGCUCACGAGUCUAUGUGCAUCAGGGACAACGAAACUGCCAUGAAGGUUAUCCUCAUUGGAAUGAAGCCUCCAAAAAAGAAGGUCCUCAAAGACAAGAACCGUGAAGAAGACUCCAGCAAGGCUCUCAGCAAAACGCGUUCAGUGAACAAGAGGGUUGAAGAACUUCAGUUCAUUGGUGACGAAUCUUCAGCCAACAGCUCCUCCGAGCCUGAGAGCAACCCAGCAUCACCCAUGUCUGGGCGCAGAAACAACUCUUCCAACAAAUUGAGUCUUUCUGCCUACCAGAACAAUCAUCUUAGCCCAAACGUGUCUCCAAGAUCCAGCCCUUGGAGCAGCCCUUCUGCACUGCGUAAAGUGUCCAGGAUGUCCCCACUUGCUGGAGAAGGAAGGCUUAGCCUGAGCACCAGCCCUGAGACAUCAAGGAGAUGCAUGGAUUAUUCAUCAGACAGUAGUGUUACUCCUUCCAGCAGUCCGUGGGUCCAGAGGCGGCGGCAAGCUCAGACUCUGACACAAGAGAAAAGUCCUGUAGGCAGCCCAAUGCAGAGUCCCAAAAUACUGACUGCAGUUGGGUUACCCGUUGGUGUUCUGCGUCUGCCCAGGGGCCCUGAUGGUACGAAGGGAUUCUAUAACUGCCACGAAAGGAACAGGCCCACAAAGAACGAAGACGCUUCGUGUGGUGCAUUGAACUGAUGGACUGUUCCAGUGUUGUCCUGCUCAAGGACUUGCAUUGCUGUAGUAUUUUCCUUUUUUUAAAAAAAAGCUUUUCUAUCUGUGUAGCUUUGUAUGUUUAUAUUCGCACUUAAAUCUAUAUGUUGUCUUCAUUUUAUUUUAUUUUGGCUGAAAUCUCAGCUAUGCUGCAUUUUACUUCUCUUUUUUAUACCAGGAAUAACCAAACAUUUUAGGGGGGGGAAACCUUUUUAUUUUGCAAAGUGCAAAUAUAUUUUAGUGUGUGCAAUGGUCAGAGUUGUACCCAUUAUUUUAACAGUAUGUCGAAGCCUCUCUUGUAUGUAAUCUUUGAAAGGAACUCUGGAGUUUCUGAUAUAUUGCUAGCGUUGACUGUCAAAAAGACAAUUCUGAGUGUUUUUUUAGACAAAAAGUGUAUUGGUAUGAAUAAAAAGCCACAAACAUAAAAAAAUGUUUUAUCUCCUG